GUGAGCAUAUAAGAAUUGUGGACAUUUCUCUCUCUCUCUAAGAAACAUAUCGAUAUGGAGGCCCAACUUAUUCAUGGCCAAGGAAGCCAUUUCCUUAGUAGGAAAAUAAAGAAAACCCGGAUUCCAGUUCUUUGUGUAUUGGCGAAGCCAAAUGAAGGAGAAAUAGCCAUGGCAAGAACCUGCAACUCAAAGAUAAACAACCAUGGUAGAAUUGUAUACAAAGACAAUUUCCUUGAACGUUUCGCCAUUAACCAUCUCUCUCUCUCCGUCCAGUCUGCAACAGGAUUUAAAGUAAAUAAAGAAGGAUACGAAGGGCUUGUAGAGGCAGCCAAGACUACGUCGGUUAACUUCAACCCAACCCAACAACAUGACCUGGUGUUAGAUGCUCUUGAUAAGGCGAUUCCUAAAUUUGUUACAUUGAUGAUAAGAACAGUUCUAAGAGAUACCAAAUUUUCAAGGGAACUAUUUUCUGCCAUUACAGCUGUUUGUUUCACUUGGCUAAUAGGGCAUUGUGAGGUGAGAGAAUCAGAGAUGAACAAUGGAAAAGAGAAGAAUGUAGUCCACAUUAAAAAGUGCAGGUUCUUGGAGGAGUCUAAUUGUGUGGGGAUGUGCACAAACCUUUGUAAAAUGCCAAGUCAAACAUUCAUCAAAGACUCAUUCGGGUUGUCGGUAAAUAUGGUCCCAAACUUUGAUGAUAUGAGUUGUCAAAUGAUAUUUGGCCAGGAGCCUCCCUCAAGAAUCGAUGAUCCUGCUUUUAAAGAACCGUGCUUCGCUCUCUGCAAAACAAAGCAAAAACACAGAAUAACAACAUGCCCUGCUUCAAAUCUGUCAAACUGAGGAGAAGAAAUUCAAGAAUCAAAAGAAAGGUUUUCAGCUUCAAAUGAUAAAGGAAAGUUUGCUUUCAAGUUUUACAAGAGGAUGCAGCAGGCUGCCAUGAAAACAGAGGACUAGGGAAACCUACUGUUUUGGUGUUUUUGAAUGUAAUUUGUAUUUCAAAUGCAAAUAAGGCCCAAUCUAGGCUCAUUAAUCAAUCUUAACAUCAAGUAAAAUGUUUACCAUCUAGUUCAACAACAAUAUCAAGUUCUAAUAUAAUACAAUAAGACCAUUUGAUUUUCCA
Impatiens glandulifera is the source of this 1117-nucleotide messenger RNA. RefSeq names its product beta-carotene isomerase D27, chloroplastic. NCBI's taxonomy places the organism in Eukaryota, Viridiplantae, Streptophyta, Magnoliopsida, Ericales, Balsaminaceae. The transcript is spliced from 8 exons. The coding region runs from base 55 to 837 and encodes 260 amino acids. Gene Ontology annotation, molecular function: iron ion binding. The record is from RefSeq and is a predicted model, not a curated record.